Anopheles nili is the source of this 959-nucleotide messenger RNA. Its product is annotated as larval cuticle protein LCP-30-like. The record is from RefSeq and is a predicted model, not a curated record. NCBI's taxonomy places the organism in Eukaryota, Metazoa, Arthropoda, Insecta, Diptera, Culicidae. The transcript is spliced from 4 exons. Gene Ontology annotation, cellular component: chitin-based extracellular matrix. Gene Ontology annotation, molecular function: structural constituent of chitin-based larval cuticle. The coding region runs from base 48 to 818 and encodes 256 amino acids.
GAGACAUUGUGCACUUUUUUGCGAACUAUUUGAAGGCUUGGAACACAAUGCGCCUCCAUCUGUGCUUCAUCGUGCUGGGUGGUGUGUUUGCUUUCAGUUGGGCACAGGACGAUGGAAAAUACCGGCCUGGUCCUAGUGAGGUGACCACGCAACGGCCUCGCUAUCGACCCUAUAACGACGGUCGGCUCCUGCAAUACCCGUACAACCCAUACCGCUACUCGGCCGAUGGACGCUACUACAACCGGAACGAUGGUCGGUACAACGCGGGCAGCGAUGGUAGGUACGUGGCGAGGAACGAUGGCCGCUACGUGCACGUGGACAAUCGGUACAAGCACGUGACGGGACCGAGUGGAAGUGGAGCCGGACAGCAGGGAUCGGCCUUUGGUGCUGGCGCAGGUGGCGAUCGUGCAGCUGAGAGUAAGCCCUCCACCACAACGCCAAAACCACCACCACCAACACCCGUGCCAACGCUGGCCAGAAUUGCCCAAACAAGGAUCGCUGCCAAGCCAGCCUAUGCUCCGGAUGGGUGGAAAAUUAUUCGACUGGAAAAUCAGGUCGAAAAGGACGGUUAUCACUACGUGUUUGAAACCGAAAACGGUAUCCUAGCGGAAGAGGCGGGACGCAUCGAGGACAAGGGUACGGCCGGGGAGGGACUGCGGUCGCAAGGUUUUUACCAGUACGUUGGGGACGAUGGUGUCGUCUACCGCGUCGAUUACGUCGCCGAUGGCAAUGGCUUCCUGCCGCAGGGUGAUCAUAUUCCGAAGGUACCGCCGGCGAUCGAGAAGCUGCUGAAGUAUUUAGCCUCUCAGCCGAAGUAAGAUCCUGCUAAAGAGUGCAAGCUGAUUCGACGGAACCGUAUAAUUUGUGGUGUUAAUAAAAAAAAGUUAAAAAAAGCACAAAUAUGUAGCUGUUUAAAUUUAAAUCGUUUUUUGCGACAUGCUGUCCGAAUAAUUUCGAAG